Molecule: messenger RNA, 2437 nt
Organism: Hippocampus comes (tiger tail seahorse)
Lineage: Eukaryota; Metazoa; Chordata; Actinopteri; Syngnathiformes; Syngnathidae
Gene: kcnj3a
Product: potassium inwardly rectifying channel subfamily J member 3a
Exons: 4
Coding region: 729-2219 (496 amino acids)
Biological process (GO): potassium ion import across plasma membrane; regulation of monoatomic ion transmembrane transport
Cellular component (GO): plasma membrane
Molecular function (GO): G-protein activated inward rectifier potassium channel activity
Source: RefSeq, a predicted model, not a curated record
CAGGCUAAGCUGACUUUAUUCACGAUAAACGAUGCACUCAUCAAUAAGAAUGAAUCACGUCCAAUUUUCGCGCCCGUGUUUUUCCACGCCGUUCCUCCUUUCCCUCCCACCCGAUUGCCUGUCAUUGUGCCACCGCCAGAAGCCAGUGAACGCAUCACCGGCAGCGCGAGCGAAUGCGCAGGAGCGGCUCGCGGAGAAGUCAGAUGGAAAAGAAGCAGCAGAGGAGGAGGACGGCGAUCACGAGAGUCCACUCGGCGUUUGCCUGAGAGAGAGCGGACGAGGAAAAAAGUGGGACCGAGCAUUUGGAUACAUGUUUCCACCUGUCCACUCCAAAGCAGGACUGCGGAGGAGAGGGAACGAGAGAGCUUGAAGCCAGCGGCAGCGAGCGCGCGCCGAGCCCUUUCUCCCAAACCUGGAAAUCGAGCUCAUUACGCGGUGCUUUUGGGACUGUGCGGGAAGCGCGCGGAUGCGGAUUUGGAGCUAUUUGCGUUUGAGCAAGUUCUGUCCUGUGAUGAGGAAGCCACAAAAAGUGGACACCUUAGCCCGUUGUGCGUAAUUUUGUUGUUUUUUUUUCCCACCCCCUCCACCUUCCCCCAUCUCUCCAUUUCGCAUCUCGUAUGGCUUCCCUCGGCUGGCUUGUGCAAGUCCACGCGCCCUGCUGAUUAUUUCAUGGCUGUGGGGCGCAGCGGGAGUCGUGCGUGGAGAAAGAGGACGGUGUGAGCAGAAGUAUGUCUGCACUCCGAAAGAAAUUCGGGGACGAUUACCAGGUAGUGACCACCUCAUCCAGCGGCUCUGGCUUCGGCAACCAGGCGCCGGCGGCGGAGAAGAAGCGCAAGCGGCAGCGCUUCGUGGACAAGAACGGCCGCUGCAACGUCCAGCAUGGCAACCUCGGGGGCGAGACCAGCAGAUACCUCUCGGACCUGUUCACCACCCUGGUGGAUCUGAAAUGGCGCUGGAACCUGUUCAUCUUCAUCCUCACCUACACGGUGGCCUGGCUCUUCAUGGCGUCCAUGUGGUGGUUCAUCGCCUACAUCCGCGGCGACCUGAACAAGGCGCACAACGACAAGUACACGCCGUGCGUGGCCAACGUGUACAACUUUCCCUCGGCCUUCCUCUUCUUCAUCGAGACCGAGGCGACCAUCGGCUACGGCUACCGCUACAUCACGGACAAGUGCCCCGAGGGCAUCAUCCUCUUCCUCUUCCAGUCCAUCCUGGGCUCCAUCGUGGACGCCUUCCUCAUCGGCUGCAUGUUCAUUAAGAUGUCCCAGCCCAAGAAGAGGGCCGAGACGCUCAUGUUCAGCGAGCACGCGGCCAUCUCCAUGCGUGACGGGAAACUCACGCUCAUGUUCCGCGUGGGGAACCUGCGCAACAGCCAUAUGGUCUCCGCGCAGAUCCGCUGCAAACUGCUCAAAUCUCGGCAGACCCCCGAAGGCGAGUUCCUUCCCCUGGACCAGUUGGAGCUGGACGUCGGCUUUAGCACGGGCGCAGACCAGCUCUUUCUGGUGUCGCCGCUCACCAUCUGCCACGUGAUUGACACCAAAAGCCCCUUCUACGACCUCUCGCAGAGGUCCAUGCAAACGGAGCAGUUUGAAAUUGUGGUGAUACUGGAGGGCAUCGUGGAGACCACGGGGAUGACGUGCCAAGCGAGGACGUCCUACACCGAGGACGAGGUUCUGUGGGGACACCGUUUCUUCCCGGUCAUCUCCUUGGAGGACGGGUUCUUCAAGGUGGACUACUCCCAGUUCCACGCCACCUUCGAGGUGCCCACGCCGCCGUACAGCGUGAAGGAGCAGGAGGAGGCCCUGCUCCUGUCCUCGCCUCUCAUGGCGCCGUCUCUGUGCAACAGCGGCGAAAAGAACAGCUCCCUGGACUGUCUGGAGACCCUGGAGGACAAUGACAGCACCACCAAGCUGCCCACCAAGCUCCAGAAGAUCACGGGGCGGGACGGCCUCCCUAAAAAGCUGCUGAGGAUGAGCUCCACCACCUCGGAGAUGACUUACAGUUUCGGAGACCUGCCCAUGAAGCUGCAGCGAAUCAGCUCCGUGCCCGGCGUGUCCGACGAUAAGCAGGGCGGGAAGGCCUCCAAAAUAAGCACAGAGCCCAUCAGCAAGUCGGUGGCGGACUUACCCCCCAAACUGCAGCGACUGGCCGGGGGGGGCCGGAUGGACGGACACCUGCCGCCCAAACUCAGAAAGAUGAAUUCCGAUCGUUUUACAUAAAGAAAAGCCAAUCACCCGUCUUUUGACUUCCCUUGUGCUAUUCCUGAUUUAUGAAUUGAUAUUUUACUCAUGUACAAUAUGCGCACAGAUACAAUCUGUGUGGAAUUCCUUCUGACCAUUCUCAGUUGGCAAUCGAAAAAGGGACUUCUUAUUGUUUUGUUUUUUUUAAUCAAACUGUGACUCGACCUGAAAAUUAGCUUUCAAUUUUCAUUUUUCAA